Molecule: messenger RNA, 5202 nt
Organism: Mytilus trossulus (common blue mussel)
Lineage: Eukaryota; Metazoa; Mollusca; Bivalvia; Mytilida; Mytilidae
Product: guanine nucleotide-binding protein G(s) subunit alpha-like
Exons: 12
Coding region: 281-1477 (398 amino acids)
Biological process (GO): adenylate cyclase-activating dopamine receptor signaling pathway; sensory perception of chemical stimulus
Cellular component (GO): heterotrimeric G-protein complex
Molecular function (GO): G-protein beta/gamma-subunit complex binding; G protein-coupled receptor binding; GTPase activity
Source: RefSeq, a predicted model, not a curated record
GCCUUUUAACCCCACCCAACUCUUGUCAAAUUGACGUAUCUGUAUGGUUGCCUGCUUGCUAAUGUCGGCAGACGAGGAGAAUUACACCAGUUUAAUGUCUAAGCCAGGCAUUUUAGGACUUUUAGACAAAAUUGAAACCAUCUAUCAGUAGGUUAAAUCAUUCAUCGAUAACAAUUCAGAGGAUACGUGAAGGAUUAUCCCCGGCGUAAAGCAGGAGGGGAUAUUUUUUGUUGUGUGGUUGUCUACAAAAACGGGCAAAAUUUCGUCGAUACUGUACAGUAUGGGAUGUUUUAAGCCAAAGGGAGGCACGGGAGACGAUCAUGAAGAAGAUAAACUUAGAAAACAAAUUAAUAAACGGAUAGAUGAGGAACUUAAAAAGGAGAAACAAGUAUAUCGAGCCACACAUAGGUUGUUAUUAUUAGGUGCCGGUGAAUCUGGAAAAUCGACGAUUGUGAAACAAAUGAGGAUAUUGCAUGUGAAUGGAUUCUCUGCAGAUGAAAGAAAAAACAAAAUAGAAGAUAUUAAAAAGAAUAUUAGAGAUGCAAUUUUGACAAUAACAGGGGCCAUGGCUACACUUAAUCCUCCCGUUCUUCUAGAAAAUCCAGAUAACCAAUUUCGAGUGGACUACAUGCAAGAUGUUGCCAGUCAAAAAAAUUUUGAAUAUCCCUAUGAAUUCUAUGAGCACACAGAAAUUUUAUGGAAAGAUAAGGGUGUGCAAAACUGUUAUGAAAGAUCUAAUGAAUACCAAUUAAUUGAUUGUGCCCAAUACUUUUUAGACAGAGUUCAUAUAGUGAAACAACCAGAUUACACUCCAACAGAACAGGAUAUAUUACGGUGUAGAGUAUUAACGUCAGGAAUCUUUGAAACAAAAUUUCAAGUGGAAAAAGUUAAUUUUCAUAUGUUUGAUGUAGGAGGCCAGAGAGAUGAAAGAAGAAAAUGGAUUCAGUGUUUUAACGAUGUUACAGCUAUCAUUUUUGUCACAGCCUGCAGUAGUUAUAACCUUGUUUUAAGAGAGGAUGCUACUACAAAUAGACUCAGAGAGUCAUUAAACCUUUUCCAAAGUAUUUGGAAUAACAGGUGGCUACGAACAAUCUCCAUUAUAUUAUUUUUAAACAAACAAGACCUUCUAGCUGAAAAAAUUAAGGCUGGCAAAUCAAAGCUUGAAGAUUAUUUCCCAGACUUUAAACGAUACCAAAUACCUAAUGAUGCUUGUGUAGAUCCAGGGGAAGACGCAGAGGUUGUUAGAGCAAAAUAUUUCAUACGUGAUGAAUUUUUGCUUAUAACUGGAUAUAGAAUGUCUGAAGUGAGAAUAAGUAUGCCACCGGAUGAAGGUAAACAUGGUGGCCAUCACAACCCAGUCCAUCAUUGCUAUCCACAUUUUACAUGUGCCGUGGAUACAGAAAAUAUAAAACGGGUGUUUCGGGACUGUCGAGACAUAAUUCAACGGAUUCAUCUCCAUCAAUAUCAGUUGUUAUGACAUUCAUAUGAUGGUGACCAAACUGUUUAUUCAAUCGUUAUUAGAUGAACCAUGAUGACAGAAAGGUACACAAAACAUGAUGAACUGAUAGAGUGCACCCUGUACAUUGUUUCAAUUUUGUGCUUCACAGGAUUGACAAAUAUUUUUACAACCAAAACCAUACAUUUGUUUGACAAAUUUUACAAAGAUCAAUCCGUUUUAUAGUUGUUUAAAUCUAAAUCAUGUUUGAUUGUUGCCUUCUUAGCAGUCAUGAAUUGUUUAUAAGUCUGUUUUUUGAAGUCGAAAAAAUGGCUAGCCAUAUUAAAAAAAACAUGACCAGUCCUUUAAAAAGAUGAAUGAUGAGUGCCUUAACAGUGGCUAAUUGGUUAAAACAUGUAAGGUUUUGGUUGUAAUGACAAUAUUGAUGCAUACUUUAAACGGCUUGUUAUAAUAUAAACUAUAUAGAAGGAUUUAUAUGACGUUCCUGUAUAAAGAUCUUAUAAUUUAAAAUAAAAUUCGAAUUGAGGCAAAAGUCAAAUUCACAAAAUCAUGAACAUUUUUACUGUAGAUAUAUUAUUUUAGUCAGGAUACAUGCUUUAUAUAAACCAUAAAGCAAUGAUUGUCAUUCUUAGAUUAUACAUAAAAAGUUUGUUAAAUUUUCAUACAUAUUAACGGAUUUCUAAACUAAUUCUUAUAUUAAGAAAAUAUACACAACAUUCAUAAACGAUUUUCUCAAUGAUAUUUAUUAACUUUUAAGAAAUUAAACAUGCAUUUGUUAUAAAUGAGCAGAAUAAUAGAAUGCAGACCGAUCCAGAGUGCUAAUUUUUUUUCUCACAAAGUGAUAUAUCUCCAGUAAUCAAACACUGCAUAUUUUGCGUCUGUUUAUUAUAUAUACAUGUAUAUGUAAUGCAUUUUGUAUGGAUGUAACCGCAAGUAAUAGUGUUCCAAUGGUGAGAAGUUGUAUAUGACAUAAGGCCAACCCAAAUGAAAUGGGUUUUUUUUUAAAUUCUGUUGUUAUUCUUUUUAAAGUUAAGUUUAAAAGUUUUCCUCUGCCAAAGAAGCUCCUAUAUAAAGUUGAAUGACAUACUAUUCUUGUUUAAUCAACAUUUGUUAUGUCUGUUCAUUAAUUUUUUGUAGAUUUAAAAAAGAGAAAUUAAAGUAUAGAUACUCCUUGUAUUCAAAAGAAAAAAUUCAAAAGAACAACAAGUUUUAUUUGAGUGGCUUGUAAGGGGUAGAUAAUGGGUCUUAGGAAUAUUUUUGCAUUUUGAAAUGAAAUAAAGAGAUGUAUCAACAUAAAAAAACAUAUUUUAGCCCAUACAUAAAACUUGUUUUGAUUACAAACUUUUGAUUCAAUAUAUUUUCCAGGGAAAAGAUGUGAUUCUAAGAGGUGUAAACCAUUUUUGUUUUAAAAAAUUAGUGCGUUCUAAGUUAACUUCAAAUAAAAAACUUGAAACCAUUUACAACAAAUAGUUUAUAGCUUUCAUUGAUGUGUUAUAAACAAACAUAUCAUCUUUUUAUUCUAAUCAAGUGUUAAAACUUUCAACACAAAACUUAAUACUAUUUAAAUAAAAAUGCUUUGUGAAAUGGAGCUGUCAGUUUUGAGUCUGUUACAUCCCUUAUCAUGUUAUAUAUAUGCAUUGCGACUCCUAUCUUGUUUUUCAUUAGGUGCUGUUAUAUAUAUCAAGCUUUGUAUGUCGAGAGAAGUAACUUAUUUGACAGUAGCCUGUCUUGUAAUAUAUAUAUGGUUUUUUUUAUUUGAGCAAAACAAUUCUUAGUUAUACACAGAUGUGGAUUAAAGAAUCGAGGGUGGAUCAAUAGCCCUCAAGAGGUUGUUCAAUUUUUAGCCUGUAUUAAUCAUUUCAGUUGAUUUGAAAAGAAAGACUAAAAACUAAAUAAAAGAACUUAGAAGAUAUGGCAGUUUUCCUGAGAAUUCUGUACUGUUGUAUCAAAAAACUUAAUAUAUGUGUUUUGCUCUUCAGAAUUUUAAGAUAUAAGAUGUGACACUUUUGUAGAUUCAUUUAUUUUCGUAGUUACAAAUUUUAGUGGAUUGAGAAAAAAAAAUCAUGGAAACUUGAAUUCAUAGUUUUAACAAUUUCUCCAAACAGAUUUAUGGAAUAUUGGUAUUUUGUUGGACACUUGAAUUCAUGGUGCACGUAAGCCUAAGAAAUCCACAACAAUUAGUAAUCCACGAAUAUCUAUGAUCCAAAGUAUUAUCAUUCAGCAAUUUUAUUGUCCAGGUUAUGCACAUAUUAUGUAUAUUGUAUAAAUGUAACAUUUAGAAAUUUCUUAUGUAGAAUUUUUGUGGUGACGCAAAAUUUUAUUAGAAAAACUAUUUAUAUGAAAAAAGAAAUAACCGGUUUUUUUAAUUUUUCUUCUUCUCAAGAAAACAUGUAGAAUAAGUAGUGAGAAAUAAAAGAGAGUUAUUGCUGUAUUAUUCAUCGUGAUAAAAGAGAGUUAUCGCUGUAUUAUUCAUCGUGAUAAAAGUUAUAUAUAUAUAUAUAUAUAAUGUAUGUUGACCUCUAUAUAUUUUUUUGUCAUUUCUACUGAUGGUGAGCUGUCUUAUUGAUAUUUUCCACAAAUUUCCUUCAUUCAUAUAUUUCUAAGGUCUACUCUAUGGCUAUUUUUCUCAGAAGCCCCUUUAUUAACAAAAAAUAGAAGAAAUGACCUCCAGAAACAGCGUGUGAGAAAGCAUCAAAACUGAGACCACUAUACAUAUCUAUAAAUAAAAGCAUUAGUAGUAUACUGCUGUUUAACAGCUCAAACAACAGAGUCUCAUAUCAAAAUGCUCCUAAAAUAAAAAAAAUCACAAUUAGUGACCGUAAACUCCGUUCGGACAGUCGAACAGCUGCUGUGUGAAAUUUAACGUUUAUUAACAAACAGGACACAUAUAAAAUCGUGUAUUUUUGCAAGAUAUUCAAUGAAUUCAGCGAGUGUUUCAUCCAAAACAACUAACUAAGCAGAAUAAACAAGAUUGGUCCACAGACCAAACAUCACUUUCAAACAAAAACCCACCAUAACAUUUUUGAAUAAAAAUAAAAUUGGUUUGAACUAGCAAUUUUAAUCCAAAACAAAUAUAAUAAAGCAAAAGAGAUUGACAUGCAAUAGUUCACCGGCUCAUAAGUAAUCCCUUUUUGUAUUCUACAAAUAUCUGCGAGUGUGAAUUUAAGGACAUGCUAAAGCAAGUAUUUUAAAUGUCAAAAGCUAUUUUUGCUUUAAACCGUUGGCUUGUUAUCAUUCUUAUUUAACUGAAACACUUUCCAAAAUAAACAUUAUUAUCAUAUUUCACAUCCCUAUGCUUUUACAAGUGUCUUUUAGUAUAAUGAAUGAAUGUCAAACUAUUUUGAAGUAUUUCAAAUAUCAAACAAUUAUUGUGAUCAAAGCGGUAACAGUUUUCACCUGUAAUCUAUUAGCACAAAAUACGUAUAAGAGAUAGUGGCGUCAGAAAUUAUCUAGAUGAGGGUUUUUUUACGUAUAAUUCUUGGUAUAUUAGUUUUAAAAUGUUAAAAGAUGUUUACAGUAAUUAAUCAAUGUGGAAGGAACGGAUGAUGACUAAAUUUGGUGUCCGAUUUUAAUAGUAAACGUGUUGUUUUCAUUUUUUUUUUACAGCACUGGGUCGAUACCUCUGCUGGUGGACUAUCAGUCCCCGAGGGUACCUCAGCUCAGUAAUCAGUAUUUCGGUACUGGCAUGAUUUAUAACAAACCUAUGUCCGUUCAUAAAUUUUAAUUUUUUUAAAUUUUCAAAGAAA